AGGCGGUCAGGCUACUGCGGUCAUUGCGGCUCUGUCCGGUGAGCUUCAUCUCCAGCGACACAAACGUAUUUUCGAUCCAAGAUGGUCGUCGCCCGGUUCCCGGUUUCCCCGGCAUGUUCCUCUAGCGCUGCCCGACCGGACCAACGUCAGCGCUCCAGUCGAGAGGAAACAACACUUUAUGUUCUCUGAGUCACACUCGGGUCCCGCGCGCCUCACACGGGGGGCAGAACGGCAGAACGGAGCAGCAUCUGGCGCAUGUGGACAGCGGCCACUGCAGUGAAGCCCAAAGGCGGAGAGGGGCGUCAGAGGAGAGGGGACGGACCAAAAUAGCCGCCCACCGCUCAGCGCAGGGAGGCACAGCGACCGCAGGUUUGCGGUUUAGCCGCCGGCUUUGCUGGGAAGCGACGGGACGGCAGAGGCGCAGCUCCUCCACAUUUACUCGCGUUUUGUUAGCUUCACAUUUGACGCGUUGCUAGGUAACGUCCGCGAGCAAGUCGCGCGCUGACGCACGGCGUGUUAAGGGCGAUUUGAGCUUAAAGUUAGCUUUUCGGCUGAAUGUCGGAUAUAGUCAUUUAACUGUGGUGUUCGCUCGCUUUGGCGUUUUUUCGCCCAGCCCGCAGUCUAGAGACCGUUUGAGCAGUAAAUAUGGAGCCGUCACUCAUUAAACACAAAGCGUCACAGCGCCCAGCGGCUGAGGAGACCGUUAACGGCCAGGGACGGAUUCCUCCCUGUUGCUCGGCACUGCUCAGCAGGGUUGUGCGUGACGAGAAACUGCGGCUCUAGGACGCGAAGACUGGAUCGAUAAUCAUUUCCCGGAGCCUUUCUUACCGCGAUAUGAACGCUAGGAGCUACAGUGGAGAUGGAGAGCAUGCGGAGGCUGUCGUCGCGCUUGGAGACGUUUGAGGAGCGCUCCAGCUGCGAGGCGGCUCUGAGGUAAGAGAUACGAACCUAACGCGCCGGUGAAUCCGGGAAUUCGGCGGAAUCGUUUGACAUGGUCAGAAUUAACAGCUGGGAGAGAGACUGCGUCGCAGCAGAGCUCGGCUGUGGACCUCACUGAGGCGAAAAAGGAGAAAUUUAUGGCGACAGGUAGACUGUAGGAGACAGGAGUGUCCGUGUGUGUGGUCAGUUUGCCUUUAUAGAGGAGCUGCAAUGCACUGGGCGUGGGAAACGAAAUGAUUAUUGUCCGUUGCGAUCCAUGCGUUGAAGACGCGGACGAAGAAAAGCAUAAUUUAUGGCUUGAAUGAAUGGAAGGGGCCUCAUGAGGGAGAGAACAGCAGAGCUGGACCCCAGUACCUCCUCCCAGCACAUCCCCCAGCAGCCGAUUUAGUGUUGCGGUGGAUUUACAGGUUCAACUUUUUUUUUUCUUCCCCUUCUUUCUCACCUUCUCCUCUUCAGUCGCUUCUCUGGGGAAUGGCUCAGCAAGAAAAUGUCUCCCAACCACUUCUCUACGGUAUGAGUCAUGAACGCACUACAGCGAGGAGGCAUCUUCAGCGCUGCGACAUUUGACAUUCAGCUCCACACUGGAAAGAACAGGGGGAAGAAGACGCUUCAGUAUGUGCCGGAGAGGCAGAUGAUCCUACACUGAUUUGUUUCGUUCUCCCCAACCACCUCUUCAUGAAUAUUUGCUUGCAGAGCUCUUUGCAGUAUUCCCCCUCCGCUUUUUGGACUUGAGAGGAUGCCUUGAGUUUGAGGGACUUAUGAAGAUGUUGUGGUUUUGGUGUCAGGGGGAAAGAGCGUGGGAGAACAGAUGUCAUUUUUUCUCUUCCCUGCCGGCGAUGAAUCGUUGAAAUUCCAGAGGGACAAUGCGUUUUGUCUCGACAAAGGCCUCCUCUAAACAGCCGCAUGAUAAAACUGACAAAAGACUGAGAAUCUGCUGACUCAGGCACACCGAACCCUCUUGGAAUUGUGAACGGAAAUUUGUGUCAUGGAUUAUCAAAAGAACUCUGUCCUUUGAAUUUACUUGCAUUUAAGGAAUUUCACAGGGGGAGAGAAAACCAGUGCUGUUCCAGUUGGUUCCUCUCCAAUAGCUCACACUUAGUCCUCUCUCUCCCCCCCACCUGCAUCACGUGGGGGGGAGAGCUCCCACCUUCGGGGUGACCCUGUACCCCCACGUGGCCACCUGUCAGUCCAGAAAGGUUCCUAGAACCAUGGACGGCGGCCAGGGCAGCAGCCCAGAAAGCCCCAACCGGGCGGUGGAGUAUCUGCUGGAGCUCAACAACAUCAUUGAGAGCCAGCAGAAACUGCUGGAGACGCAGCGGCGACGCAUCGAGGAGCUGGAGGUGCAGCUGGACCGCCUCAGCCAGGAGAACAAGGAUCUGCGGCUGGACCGGCAGCCACCUCCACCGCCUCCACCGCUGGCAAACUCGGCCUCGAACCAGGCCCACAGCCACCACCACGGCCAGCCUCUCCCGGCAGCACCCACCUCCGCCACUGUCUAUCCCAUCCAGAGCCACAACAGUGGGUCUGUCCAUAACCCCAUCCCCGCUCCAGCCCCUCCGCCCCCUCCCCCACCCAUCCCACCAAGAGACCGCCGCCCAAACGUCAAUGUCAACGUCAACACGCACACCCGCCUCAGCCGCGGCCUGUCCACCGGCUCCAACCCCACGGAAAGAGACAGGGAGCGGGAGAAGGAGAGAGAGCGAGAGAGAGAUGGUUCCAGCACCAGCACGGCCACCACUCUGCAGAGACAGCCAGAUGGAGACUCCAACAAAGACAGUGUGGAAGGCGAUCCUCAGUGUGGGGAUACGGGCAGUUUCUCAGACAGCUCCUGCAGUCAGGGCCCGUACCUGGGAGGUUCUGAGCGCUACGGAAAGCCCAGUGGAGCUCCGGCGGGCCCUCAAGGGCCUCCUGUGGCCCCCCCAAGCCCAGCCAGCCUGGCCUGGGCCCAGCGCACUCGCCUCCAACCCGCCAGUCUGGCUCUGCGCAAGCAGGAAGAAGAGGAGAACAAGCGCUGCAAAGCGCUCUCAGACAGCUAUGAGCUCUCCACAGACCUGCAGGACAAGAAGGUGGAGAUGCUGGAGAGGAAAUAUGGCGGUUCCCUCCUGAGCAGACGUGCAGCGCGCACCAUCCAGACAGCAUUCCGGCAGUACCGCAUGAAUAAGAACUUCCAGCGGCUGCGCAGUUCCGCCUCGGAGAGCCGCAUGACUCGUCGCAUCAUCCUCUCGAAUAUGCGCAUGCAGUACUCGUUCGACGAGCGUCAGCCACAGGUGCAGUCUCAGAACCCCCAACAACAGCAACAGCAGCAGCAGCGCUAUACCUCUCACCACUCCUCUGCCCUGGGCAUGGCCAGCCAGCUGGGCACCGCAGACACUGAGCAAGAUGCUGGGUCACCCUCACACUGCCCCUCUGACCGCGAGGAAUACUCCCACGCAGAUGAUGCCUUCACCAAACAAGUCACAUCCCUCGCAGACUCCAUGGAUGAUACCCUGACUUGCCGGUCAGGCCGAGGCGACUCUCAGGAGGGCAGUGGCGACGGCACAGGUGAGGCAGAGGACUUCAGUGAGUGUGUGUGGAGCAGCAAGCCUCAGUCCCGUCGCGGAGGGGGUAUGGGCGAGUCUGAGCGAGGUGGGCCCACCAUGCUGGGGGGCAUGCAUGAGGACAGCACAGCCACAUCCUACAGUGAUGUGACGCUGUACAUGGAUGAUGGCGUGCCUUCGUCGCCUCUGUCCAUCGAGCGUGCACCCAGCAGCACAGACACUGAGUACUGGGGAGUCGGAGGGGGCGCGGGGGGCCGUGAGGACAGCCGGGACACAGAAGGUGGCGGCAGCAACAAUAGCCGGCGCAGCACGCCCUGCACUGAGUGCCGUGACUACCGCCUGCGCGGGCCACACCUGCCUGUGCUGACCAUUGAGCCACCCAGCGACAGCUCAGUGGACAUGAGUGACCGCUCAGAUAGAGGCUCGCUCAGCAGGCAGCUGAUGUAUGAGCAGGAGCCAGGAGGAGGAGUAGGAGGAGGAGGAACAGGAGGAGGAGGUGGAAAUUCAGGUUCGCCACAAGGAACACUCAAACACAACCCAGCAGUCCGCUCAGCCAGCGCCUGCACUGCCCAAGGUCAAACCCGCCCUAUGGGCCGUCCUUUGCCAUCGCCCCUGCCCACACAGCUCCCGCACCAUGCCAUCAUGCUGCACCACCAGCACCCACACCAUCCGCUCCAACAUCACCCACUCCACCACCACCACCACCAUCACCACCACCACCCCCUGCCCCCCCACCUGCACCAUCACCCAGGACCCCACUACCCAGACCCAGGCUCACCCUCGCCCACCCAGCCACCUCCUCUUACUCCACUCUCCUCUGCCUCGUCCGCGCCCCUGCCCUCUACAGGCAUGGAGCAGUCAGACGGUGACAACGACUCACUAAACUCCACCACCAACUCCAAUGAAACUAUCAACUGCAGCUCGGGGUCCUCAUCCCGGGACAGUUUGAGGGAGCCACUGCCCACACUGGGCAAGCAGACCUACCAGCGGGAGAGCCGCCACAGCUGGGACUCACCUGCCUUUAACAACGAUGUGGUGCAAAGAAGGCAGUACCGCAUCGGCCUCAACCUCUUCAACAAGAAGCCAGAGAAGGGCAUCCAGUACCUGAUAGAGAGGGGCUUUGUGUCCGACACCCCGGUGGGCAUCGCGCGCUUUAUCCUGGAGAGGAAAGGCCUGAGCCGGCAGAUGAUCGGGGAGUUCCUGGGCAACCGGCAGAAGCAGUUCAACAAAGACGUGCUGGACUGUGUGCUUGAUGAGAUGGAUUUCUCCGGCAUGGAUCUGGACGAUGCUCUGCGUAAGUUCCAAGCUCAGAUUAAGGUCCAAGGAGAGGCGCAGAAAGUAGAGAGACUGGUGGAGGCUUUCAGUCAGAGGUACUGUGUGUGUAAUCCUGCGCUGGUACGGCAGUUCCAGAACCCUGACACCAUCUUCAUCCUGGCCUUCGCUAUCAUCCUCCUCAACACAGACAUGUACAGCCCUAAUGUCAAACCUGAGAGGAAGAUGAAGCUCGAUGACUUCAUCAAGAACUUAAGAGGAGUGGACAAUGGGCAGGACAUUCCAAGGGACCUGUUGGUAGGAAUCUACCAGCGCAUACAGAAGUGGGAGCUGAGGACCAAUGAUGAUCACGUAUCUCAAGUGCAGGCUGUGGAGAGAGUGAUAGUGGGCAAAAAACCUGUGCUCUCCCUGCCCCACCGCAGGCUGGUCUGUUGUUGCCAGCUGUACGAGGUUCCUGACCCUAACCGGCCCCAGAGAAGUGGGGUUCAUCAGAGAGAGGUGUUCCUCUUUAAUGACCUGCUGGUGGUCACGAAGAUCUUCCAGAAGAAGAAGACGUCAGUGACGUACAGUUUCAGACAGUCCUUUCCCCUGGUGGAGAUGCAGGUUCACAUGUUCCAAAACUCCUAUUACCCUCAUGGUAUCCGGUUAACCUCAGCGAUCCCUGGAGGCGAGCGCAAGGUCCUGAUCGUCUUCACAGCUCCGAGUCAGCAGGACCGCACUCGCUUCGUCAGUGAUCUGAGAGAGAGCAUUGCUGAGGUGCAGGAGAUGGAGAAAUACCGUGUGGAGUCGGAGCUGGAGAAGCAGAAAGGUGUGAUGCGUCCUGGUAUGAUAGGUGGAGAUGUUAGUGGUGGUGUGGAUGGUAUGAAGAGUGAGGCAGUGAAUGGAACUCUGAGCAGAACCAGCCUGGAUGACACGUAUGCCACAGGGGAGGGGCUUAAACGGACAGCGCUCAGCUCAUCUCUCAGAGACCUUUCAGAGACAGGGAAGCGUGGUCGCAGAAACAGCGUCGGCUCUUUGGAUAGUACCAUCGAAGGCUCCAUCAUUAACAGUCCGCGGCCUCACCAGCGUCUGCCCAUGGGGGGCGCUCUUCCUGGCUGCUACGGGUUGGAAGAUUACCGGCCUCACCGCCCCAUCCUGAGCCCCGGUGUAGGGGUGGGGGGUGGGCCGGGGCAGUACCACAACGUGUCGGGGAGCGUGGGGGUUGGGGCGGGGCAGCUCCCUGGCAGCGGCGGUGGGGGGACGGGGAGCGGCUCUGGAGGGAGCAGCUCCGGUUCCUUCCUGGGCUCCUUGUUUGGCAGCAAGCGAGCCAAGCAGCCUCCCGCACCCCUCAUCCCCCCAGGGCCACACUACCCAGCCCCCGUGCCCCCUCCUACGACUGGGGGUCCACCACCACCCUCCCCGUCUGCCCUCAGCCAGUCGGAUGGAGGGCCAUCCAAGAUCCAGGCACUGCACGCCCAGUAUUGUCACAACAACACUGGGCACAGCGUUGGCCAGCCUCCACCUCCGUACCACCACCACCACCACCGCUACCAAAUGCAGCCUUUAGCCGCCGUCCACCCGCCCCCCGUGCAUCUUCACACCCUUCAGCGUGGCUCCCUGCCCCGCCGCGGCCUGCCCGCUCCCUCACACGCCCAGCUCUCCCAGCAACUGUCCCAGGGCCGCCAUUCGAGCAUGGGCUCUACCCCUCCACCUCUGUCCCCUCACUCGCCCCACUCUCCCGUGGCCCCAUCCUUCAGCUUCUACCACCCCCAUCCCAACCCAAUUCGCGUUCCCGGCCCUACCGGCAAGCUUCCACUCACUCUGUCCCACUCGCAGCCUCACCCGCAUCCUCACGGCCACUCCCACGUUCAGUCUCAUAUCCACAGUCAUCCCAUACACGCCCACCCGCUGCUGCACCACCCAGCCCACCACCAACAGCCCCACCACUUCAUCUUUGCCCCGCCCCCUCAGGCGCCUUCAUCCAUCACAGCCCGCCACAUACCGCAGGUCACCGCCCACUACGGCCCUCUGCACUACCCGCCCCUGUCCUCCAUCCCGCCGCCGCCGCCGCACUCGCCUUUACCCCCGCCUACCUCCCCCCUCACCCCUCUUACACCGCUCACGCCGCUCUCGCCGCUGCUGCCUCCACCCCCACACCCAGCCCCCGGACCCCCACAGGUGGGCGGCCAGGGGCCCGGGACGGUAGGAGGAGGGGGAGGAGGCGCAGGGGGCGGGGCCAACACCAGCACGGCCGGCAGCUCGAAAUCCAAGCCCGUCAACCGCAUCAGCACAGUGGUGUAAGGGCCAGAAGGCCUCGGAGGGGUCAAAGGGGCCGAGGCCCACGCAAGCGGAAGCACACCAUGCUCCGACUCUGCUACUUCCACAUUCGCUUUCCUCAUGUGUAGAGCUGAUGGCAAUGCAGGGGUAGUCUAUAUCCAGGAUGCUAAGCGCAUACACCAUUGUUGAUUCAUACCAGUACUCAUACGUUCUGAAAUCAAAGUUCAUCAAUGCAAAUGGAAGAGGUUGGAUUUGAAGGCAGAGCUUGGUGUUCUAGUAUGAGCUGACUAGAAGCAAGGUGUUGCCAAAGUUGGCUAUUGUGACAGGUUGGUGCCAAACUAUGAAGUAUGAGACAAAGACUCGCAAAUUUAGCGGAUCCACUUCCACCACUACAGAUCAAGUGUGUGCUGUCGAACUGCUUCCCUGCUCUUUAGCUGGGCUGAGGACAGGAGAGCAGAACUUGUACGAGGAGCAGAGGUUUAAAAAAACAAAAAGCUUGAACUUCAGUAGAACUGAGAUUUCAGUGAAAUCCUAUUCGCUCCAUUUUUGAGAUUUUAAUUUUUUCUCUAUUGACAAUCAUUCCAGGUCCAGGCUAUUUUGUCACAUUCCUCCAUACAAGUGGCUCUCAACGUUGGGACUACAGCUUUAAAAGAGCCAGUCAUGCACUUUGAACUGUACCGCACCCCUCUUCUCUUUUUUUUGUAUUGUAAUAAGACUUUUUUAGUGGAAGGAAACCACAGGAGAGAGCCAUUCAGGAGGCAUCAUUCCAAUAUGGGGGUCUAACAUUUCAGAAAGGGAAAUCCUUUGAGAAUAGAGCACCAUAUUAAAGAUGUAGUGUCAAAUCUGCAAUAAGCCAGCCAUUAACAAAUUAAAAUGUUUAAUUAUAUGGAGGCCUCAGUUUGUUUGUUUUUUGGAGAUGUAAUGGAUUCAUAUCUACAAUUUGAAAAAAAGUUCUGCCUUUUUUGAGCUUGAAAACAAUAUAGUGAACAGAACACAAAAUAUAUUUUUCUCAUUCUAAAUUAAAUGAAUAAUAAAUUAUGUUUUAUUAGUCAAAUUAUGUUGAUAAAUCUAUUAGUUCUGUUUUAAUAGAUACAUCCUUUAUUAUUCAUCCGUUGACUCUAUUUUGAACAUUAAAUGCUCAAACAAGUUCAGCUGACCAGCUAAUUACUUGUAUUUGUCAACAUACAGCCUUAGUGCCCAAUGUAAGGUUUAAGGAUCGGUCAAGGUGCAUUGGUGCUUGCAAGUGUGCAGCGCCUUUGUAUUUAACCUGAACUACACCAUGAGUAAAGGGACAUACUCAAGAGGUUUAUAGAGGAGUUUAAUUUAAAUCUUGCAGAGUUUAUUGUAUAGGCAUUGACUUUUUCUUGUAAAGUUGCAGAGUACAGUUGCAUAAACUGCAUCACAAACAUAAAUCGAUACUGACAUUCUCUCGAACAUUGAUUGUACAGUACGAGUCAUGGUAUGGUUUAAAUGUCUUUUAUUUUCGUUAUAACUAUUAUGAUGUCAAAUACUACUGAUAUUAUCCUUGAUAUUUUUGGUGUAACAGUUACUACUAAUCUGAGUGGAUAUCGUUUCUGUGCCGGUUUGUUUUCUAAGAGCUUUUUUUUUUUUUUUUUUUUCAAAUUAACACGGCGUGAUUUCAUGUGUAAAAACAGAGAACUUUUGAGAUCUUUUAACUGGCCUACCUACUUCAGGAACUUGUUUUGCAGUAAGCUUGAAAAAAAUGGAACUAUGUAUUUCACACCAAACUCAUUGCCAGAAGCCAUACACUCUUACUUGAGCAAGUCACUCUUUUUAAGAAUGUGAAAUUCCAUCGAGCUGCAUAUCUGUGCCCUCCUGUUUCUAUAUGAAAGCAUGCUAAUAUGACCGGCACGUGCGUGCACACAUGCUUAUACAUGUCGCACUUGGAGGUUGUCAGUGAAAUCUUUUUGUAUGAUGCUUUUACUUUUCUGCUAAAGUUUUUGUGGGUUUUGCACACAAAAAAUCAGCACAGUGCCUCGAUACAAGAUUAUGUCCCUCCCCAAAUGUCCACAUACACACUCACAAACAGUACUGUUCAAAAGUCAGAGACCACCCUUCAUUUAUUUCAUUUUCAGGCAAAAACGACUAUUACAAGUACAAGUUAUUCAUAUUUCAUGAGAUAUUUCUGAGGAGAAUAGAUAUAAAAUGAUCCACUUGCAUACGACAAGUAGAAGGAAUAUAAGAGGGUAAAAAAAAGAUAUUGUCAACGUGGGUCUCCUAACAACUAAGCAAGACCACCAAAACUGUCACCAUCAGAUAAACACCACUGAAAGCUUUCAUCUUUGAGAGAAAGGAGAAAAUCAAGCUCCAUUCUUGUGUCAGAUCUGAGAAGCUCCACAGGUGCUUCUCUCCAUCCUACUGUGAAGACAACUCAGUGCUAUGGGUCUGAAAGAAGUCUUUACUGAGAAAAGCCAGUAGAUAAAAAAGUACAUUCAUAAACCAAACAUGCUGCUAGUGUUCAUAAAGCACUAGCAGCCUAACCCUAACCCCCAGACCUUGACAUCAGAAUAUCAUCUCUGUCCAACAAAAAAAAGGAUCUCCAAAAUAGUAACUUUACAGUAGAAGGCUAAAACCUCCUUUACAAUGUAAGUUAAUGGGAAAAGUUUUUAUUCUAAGCAGUUUUGGAGUGUUUCUAUUAGUUCAAUCAUCAUGAAAUCAUCACACAAUGUAAAAGACAGCAGAGCUCAAAUGAUGCAGAAAAGUAAAAAUCACAAAAAAAUGGAGAUACAUGGUUUUCACUGGACAGAGAUGAUAUGCAACCAGUUUUUUUAAAAAAAUGUAAUAAAGGCAAAGAGUGGAAACUUAAAAAAAAACUGAACAAACAUGUAUUUAAAGGCCAUUUGACAGCAAUGCAAAUAAAAGGA
Messenger RNA from Pygocentrus nattereri (red-bellied piranha), 9889 nucleotides. Its product is annotated as IQ motif and SEC7 domain-containing protein 2. NCBI's taxonomy places the organism in Eukaryota, Metazoa, Chordata, Actinopteri, Characiformes, Serrasalmidae. Gene Ontology annotation, molecular function: guanyl-nucleotide exchange factor activity; protein binding. The transcript is spliced from 16 exons. Gene Ontology annotation, biological process: actin cytoskeleton organization; regulation of ARF protein signal transduction. The coding region runs from base 2148 to 7028 and encodes 1626 amino acids. The record is from RefSeq and is a predicted model, not a curated record.